Anoplophora glabripennis (Asian longhorned beetle) is the source of this 1357-nucleotide messenger RNA. RefSeq lists its product as uncharacterized. The record is from RefSeq and is a predicted model, not a curated record. The coding region runs from base 93 to 923 and encodes 276 amino acids. Lineage: Eukaryota; Metazoa; Arthropoda; Insecta; Coleoptera; Cerambycidae. The transcript has 3 exons.
UCGUCACUCGCCAGAGUCGUCAGUAAUUAGUUAUUGUGCAUGUGCAGUUUGGUUCGCAUCUGCUAAUCAACAAAUAAAAAAGCUGUUUCAAAAUGCAUUCCACCUGGCGAAAUCAGACCGAUGGCAUGGAUGACAUAUGGGCCCUAUCGGAAAUGGAAGGCGUAGGAAGCCGCGAGAUAGAGGAACCUCCGCCAGCAACGAUUCUGGAGUACAGAGCUCAGAUGGCAGCGAAUAAUACUGGGAGUGUUUACGACAAUCCCAUGUUUGGCGAUGGGGACGUUACUUAUGUUAUGCCGGGACGAGGCCGGGGAGGAUUCAGGACAAUGAUGCGACCAGGGGCCUCACAGCUUUCUGAUAAUUCUGUGACUGAGGAUGUACAAAGGAAAAUUCGACAGGUGGCGGGCAUGGGCUAUUCCAACGCACUAAUAGAGCAAGGGGUCAGGGCUAUGACUAUCGCCAACGAAAAAAACAAAACCCCAACCUCUGAGACAACCAGCACUUCGAAAACUUCAUCUCCGUACAAAGUGGCACAUCCGAACUCUCCCUUGAUAGAAAGAAGCUCUUCCACUUGCUCCUCCUUGAGUUCGAUUUCGCCACAUCCGGUGACGAACGGAGAGUCUGGUCCUCCGCCCCCGUUGAGCGUCAUGCGCCAGAGAGCCGCAGAGGAAAGAGCGAAAUCCAAACAAAAGGCCUCCGAGAACGCUUCUUCGCCGAAAACCAAAUCGUCCACCAUUAAAAAGAGUGAGAAAUCUCCAAGUCUGAGGUCUCCUUGUAACGGAAAGAGGACCGCUUGGCAAAGAACCAGUCCGGGUUCUGAUGACGGUUCCUGGAGGCGACAAGACGGUAACAGUGCCGAUAGAUUUUUCAAGUCACAGUCUAACGGUUUUAACCUAAAUUGCGACGAUUUUCCCGCUCUAAAGUGAGCCAUAAUAUUUCUUUUGCUGUUUUUGCGUUGGUGGAUUGUUAUUUAUGGAAAUUAAUGCGUAUUAAAGAGAAAUUGACGUACUAGGUGUACUUUUCCUUUUACUUGUGGACUUUUUUUUUGGCGACUGAUGAGAUUUUGGACGGAUAAUUAUUAAAGUGGAAUAUUUUUCUAACGAUUUUUUAUCGAUGGUCGAAUUUUUUUGUGUCGGUCUGGAAAACCGGGAAAACCUCGGUGAAUUUUUCCUAUUUUCCUGGAUUUUGUUUUGAUUCCAGCUGUAAUCGGUUGCGAUAUGACUGGACGUCAGUGGGUUAGUUAUUAACGCUCCCGUUUCCAUUUUUGUUAUAUACAGGGUGUCCAGAUUUGCAGAAACCGAACUUACUUGGUGGUAGAACUCUUCAGAAUAAGCAAAAAGUUUUUUUAAAAUGCGUGUUA